Messenger RNA from Alosa alosa (allis shad), 3829 nucleotides. RefSeq names its product heat shock 70 kDa protein 4-like. The transcript is spliced from 19 exons. Bases 212 to 2737 code for a protein of 841 amino acids. Gene Ontology annotation, molecular function: ATP-dependent protein folding chaperone; ATP binding. Gene Ontology annotation, cellular component: cytosol; nucleus. Lineage: Eukaryota; Metazoa; Chordata; Actinopteri; Clupeiformes; Clupeidae. The record is from RefSeq and is a predicted model, not a curated record. Gene Ontology annotation, biological process: protein folding.
CGUAUGGCAUUUGGUGUGAGGGCUAGCCGGUGUGUAAUAUAUGGGUAGUGAACAUCGUGGUGAUUUGGAUUAUGAAUAGAAGUUGACAUACAUUGACGAAUAUUUUGUACGUUAUUAUUUGACGUUUAUUAUUGCUUUCUUCAUACGUACUCCAGGUCAAUAUUGUGAACAGAAGUGUCACAACUUGGUUAACAAAAUACCUUAACUAAACAUGUCAGUGGUGGGAUUUGAUGUUGGCUUUCAAAGCUGUUAUGUUGCAGUAGCUCGAUCCGGGGGAAUCGAGACUGUUGCGAAUGAAUACAGCGACCGAUGUACACCCUCGUUUGUUUCGUUUGGACCACAUAAUCGUUCAAUAGGCACCGCAGCCAAGAAUCAGGUGGUCACAAACUGCAAAAACACUGUCCAGGCAUUCAAGAGAUUCCAUGGCCGAGCUUUCACCGACCCGUUUAUCCAGGCAGCCAAGUCAGGCUUGGCCUACGAACUUGCUCAGAUGCCCCAAGGCACAACUGGUGUUAAGGUUAUGUACAUGGAGGAGGAGAGAGUUUUCAGCAUCGAGCAGCUCACCGGCAUGCUUCUAACCAAGCUGAAGGAAACUGCUGAAGCUGCAAUGAAGAAGCCUGUGGUGGACUGUGUUAUCUCUGUUCCCAGCUAUUUCACGGAUGCCGAGAGGAGAUCACUGAUGGAUGCAUCACAGAUUGCCGGAUUGAACUGCCUCAGGCUAAUUAAUGACACAACAGCAGUGGCACUUGCCUAUGGAAUCUACAAGCAAGACCUGCCCAACCCAGAGGAGAAGGCCAGGAUAGUGGUGUUUGUGGAUCUGGGACACUGCGGGUUCCAGGUCUCUGUAUGUGCCUUCAAUAAAGGAAAGGUCAAGGUUCUGGCGUCUGCGUUUGACCCUGGCCUUGGAGGGAAAGACUUUGAUGACGUCCUGGUGAAGAACUUCAGCGAGGAUUUUUCCAAGAAGUACAAGCUGGAUGUUCAGUCAAACCCUCGCGCGAAGGUGCGCCUCUCCCAGGAGAGUGAGAAACUGAAGAAGCUAAUGAGUGCCAACUCCUCGGACCUGCCUCUCAACAUUGAGUGUUUCAUGAAUGGCAUCGAUGUCACCUCCAAACUUAACAGGGGCCAGUUUGAAGAGCUCAGCGCCGGGCUGUUGGCCAAGGUAGAGGGUCCCCUGCGCAGCGUCAUGGAGCAGGCCAAGCUGAAGAAGGAGGAUAUCUACGCAGUGGAGCUGGUGGGUGGUGCCACCAGGAUACCCGCAGUCAAGGAGCGAAUCAGCAAAUUCUUUGGCAAGGAGCUGAGCACGACACUCAAUGCUGACGAGGCUGUGGCCAGAGGCUGUGCACUGCAGUGUGCGAUCCUUUCCCCGGCCUUCAAAGUACGGGAGUUCUCCAUCACCGAUGUGGUCCCCUACCCCAUCUCUCUUAAAUGGAGCUCAGAUGGAGGGGAGGAAGCACUUGGGUCCAAUGACUGUGAGGUGUUUCCCAAGAACCAUGCGGCGCCCUUCUCCAAAGUGUUAACAUUUUACCGCAGAGACCCAUUCUCCCUGGAGGCGUACUACAAUAACCACAAAGAGCUGCCCUACCCAGACCCAACAAUAGGCCAGUUCCUGGUCCAGAAGGUAAUUCCACAAGCGUCUGGCGAGAACGCCAAGGUGAAAGUGAAGGUACGAGUGAACGUGCAUGGGCUGUUCAGUGUCUCCAGCGCCUCGCUGGUGGAGGUGGUCAAAUCCACAGAGGCAGAGGAGCCAAUGGAGACGGAUCCCAACACAAAGGAAGAUGAAACAAAAAUGCAGGUAGAACAGGGAGAGCAGAAACCUCAGGGAGACGGCCAGAGUGCGGAUAAGAAAUCAGACUCUGAGGACAUGGAGACGUCAGAGGAAGGGAAGCAGGAGAAGAAGACUGAUCAGCCUCCCUCGAGUAAGAAGGCCAAAGUGAAAACAAAAACUGUGGACCUGCCCAUCCAGAACAGCCUACACUGGCAACUGUCAAUUGACAUGCUGAAUGGAUAUGUGGAGAACGAGGGCAAGAUGAUCAUGCAGGACAAACUGGAGAAGGAGCGAAAUGACGCCAAGAACUUUGUGGAGGAGUAUGUGUAUGAGAUGAGAGACAAACUGCACGGAUUACUGGAGAAAUUUGUCACUGAGGAGGAACGGGACUCUUUUUCCUUAAAACUUGAAGACACAGAAAACUGGUUGUAUGAGGAUGGAGAGGACCAACAGAAACAAGUGUAUAUUGACAAACUGGCUGAAUUAAAGAAAUUUGGACAGCCCAUCGUGGAGCGCUACCAAGAGGCUGAAGAGAGACCAAAAGCAUUCGAUAGACUGGGGAAACUACUACAGCAGUAUAUGAAAAUUGUUGAAGCUUACAAAACUAAGGAUGAGAAGUAUGACCACUUGGAUGAAGCAGACAUCACAAAGGUGGACAAGAUGGUGAAUGACACCAUGAUCUGGAUGAACAGCAAAAUGAACCAGCAGAGCAAACACAGUCUUACCCAGAAGCCUGUUAUCACCGUGAAGGAGAUCCAGGCCAAGACAAAGGAGCUGUUGGAUGUUUGCUCUCCUAUCGUCACAAAGCCCAAGCCCAAAGUGGAGCUUCCCAAAGAGGACAAGGCGGAGCAGAACGGCCCAGUGAACGAACAGCAGGCCGGUGAGGCCCAGACAGGAAGUCCACAGAAAGGCGGUGCUGCUCAGCCAGGCCCUGAGUCCACGGAGAGCAAGCCACAAAUGGACCUUGAUUAAACCUGAUGGUGCUGUGCGUGUUAGCACUGGUUUGCCAAGGUCUAUGUUUGUGCUUCAACACCUGAUGGACUCUUCUGUUCUUCCUGUGCCCCAUGGUCAUUAGGGCAUGUCUAGGCUAAUUUGCAUUCUAGGCCUGUCUGUCUACUGUACUGUUUUUCUUUUUUCCUCUUUUUUUUGUUGUCUACCGGUAUUAAAAUUAUUUGACAUAUAUAUGUUCGGUCAAAGUUUAAAACCAAACAGCAAAGACAACAUCUAUUUUCUGAAAGCUUAGUGGAUGUGAUUAUCAUCAUUAUGUGAUGAUUUUUUUUUUGGCAUAGUGGGUUGUACAAUGUAGGAACAUAUUCAUGUUGGUUUAAGUUAUUUUGAUCCCAUAGAUACAUCCAAAAAAUAUCAAGGUGAUGUGUUAGACAUUUUGGGACCCUGUUUCACCAGAUGAGAAAAUAGUGCUGAUUUCAGCUGUUUGGUUUUGACAUUUCCUGUAGAAUAUCCCUACUGUACACACAUCUAAUUGUUGCAUUCUCAUCCUAGUAAAAUAAGAAUGGGCUGAAUUUAGCUGUGUAUUUAAAGAUGCAUAUACCUAAAAAAAAAAAUCAUCGUAUUUCUUGCUUGGCACAGCAGCAGGCAGAAUUGUGGCUCCGUGUAGUUUUAGAAUACUCGCCAAUCCAUGUUCCAAAAUUGUCAUAAGCCCACUAGAUAAUCAUGAUGAUACUGUCCAAUGUAACUAUUAGAGUACAUACAUGUGGAGAUUGAGCUCACAAAAUUAAGACUUGUGUUUUCUGACCUCAAACUGCCUCCACACACUAUAUGUAAAUAUGGGAUGCUAGGUAAAGAUUUAAUGACAGAUUUUCAGUGAUGAGAUGGUGAGGUUAUGUGCAAGCCAAGCUUGGUUGUCUAAAUUAUAGUGUUGUAAGAUAUGUAUUUUAGUGUCACAUUUAUAAACAAAGCACUCUAUGUUGAAGCAGACCUUGGUCACUGUUAUGCAGUAUUUCAGUGUUAAGUAAAGAAAAACAUCCUCCAGGGCUGGACUUUUUUUCUACUCUGUAUCACUGCUCAACAAAUAAAAGACACCUUUUUUGGUGUACAGUCAACAUA